Lobosporangium transversale is the source of this 3100-nucleotide messenger RNA. RefSeq names its product kinase-like domain-containing protein. Bases 1 to 3099 code for a protein of 1032 amino acids. Gene Ontology annotation, biological process: protein phosphorylation. NCBI's taxonomy places the organism in Eukaryota, Fungi, Mortierellomycota, Mortierellomycetes, Mortierellales, Mortierellaceae. The transcript has 3 exons. Gene Ontology annotation, molecular function: protein serine/threonine kinase activity; ATP binding. The record is from RefSeq and is a predicted model, not a curated record.
AUGAAUUCCUGGUACCAACCUGCAACUUCCCCUGCUCCAUCAUCUACCCCUACUAAGGCUCAAAGAUCUUCUCGCCCUGUUUUCGCAAGUGAUCUGGUUGCACAACGGCCUAAAAACGGUGGUACCAAACAUAUGCCCCCUCACCCUCUUGUAUCUCCCUUGUCAUCGCCUACAAUAGCCACUUCUACCGCCACUUUACUUUCUUCAUCCAACUCCACAUCCUUAUCAACUGCUGGGAUCCAUUCAAAGCUGGCUUCUGGUAGCGUCAAUACACAUAGCAACAAUUCAUCAAGCAGCCAUUACACAAUGCCGGACUUCUCCGCCAAACUUGGUGACCUCCCAACGAUCCAUCUGCCAGAGUUCCAUCUACCAGAUUUGCAACGGUUAAAGCAGCAACUAAACAAGCAUACUCCUUCAUUUUCUCUAAAGUCAUUACGACAUACCUUCCAUGUUCCAUCCUAUACCUCCUACAUGUCCCCGUCCUCAGCUUCAAUCUCAUCCUCAUCCUCAUCCUCAUCCUCAUCCUCAUCCUCAUCCUCAUUUUCGUCGUUAUCUGCUUCACCCCAGUCAUCUCCAGCAUGUAAUGUUACUGCUGAUCCUGCAAAGCCGAAACCUUCAUUCACGUCAAGGCUAUCGCGAUCCUCGAUUUUGCGCAACAGUCGUCUAAACGAAAAUAGCAGUAACCGAAAGCCAUCCAAAUCAUCAAUCGCAAGCCCGCAAUUGACAAAUUCUCAUGACAGUACGACCAUUAAAAGCAGUGAUCGUGAUGAUUCAACAGCCAAAGCAAUUUCGUCACAUUCAACUUCAUCCCCGAUUUCCAUCCCUACACACCCAUCGAACUUUCUUAUCAAAAAACAGAUAACUGCCUCCAAUACAUUAGAACCACAUCAAACAUCUACUGUCAAUGUCAGUAGUGAUAGUGUAUCAACUGGAAAGGCUCGCUGUGUUACUAAUACGACGGCUCCAACUCCGGCAAAGUCACCAAUGGGUCAUCUCUUCAUCCAAGUUAUCGAAGCUCGUAAUUUGACACUAGUCAAUCCUCCAGCACUGUCGCGGCCUUACUGUAUUGUAGAGUAUGAUCAAAAUGAAUUCAUGACGCCACCAGCACUACAGGAGACAACCACAGAUACAAUAGGUCGUGGAAGAGGUGGUAUGGACAUUUUCGCUCGAGCUAUGGCAGCCAGCAGCCCGAAAUGGCGCUACGAUGCAGAAUUUGAUGUGGUCAGACCCAACCAACAAAUCGUGAUAACGAUUUUUGAUUCAGAAACUGCGGAGGAGCAAUAUGAUUCGCUCUCGAACCCAGCAAAAAGGUUUUUGGGUCAAGUCAAACUUCAUCCUUCCGAAGUUCACAACCGGAUGAUUGACUCGUGGUUUCGCUUGCAAGGCAGAGAGACCAAGGAUGAGAAUGUUACUGGUGAGAUCAGGGUCGUCAUCCGAUACCAGGCAAUUGAGUCACGCCAUUUAUCCGCCUCUGACUUUGAUAUCCUUCGAGUGCUCGGCGUUGGUUCCUUUGGAAAGGUUUAUCAAGUCCGCAAGAAGGACACUGGCCGUAUCUAUGCCAUGAAGGUCCUUGUCAAGAAACAGGUCAUUGAACAAAAACAAGUCGAACACACCAUUGCAGAACGCAAUGUCCUGAUCCAGUCCUUACAAUCACCUUUCAUCGUCGGUCUCAAGUUCUCGUUCCAGACUCCCACAAAACUUUAUUUGGUUCAGGAUUUUAUGAAUGGGGGCGAACUGUUCUUUCAUAUGCAGAAUGAAGGAACAUUCUCAGAACCCAGGGCGAGAUUUUAUACUGCAGAGCUGGUAUUGGCCUUGGAGCAUCUGCAUUCGCAUAAUGUUGUCUAUAGGGAUCUCAAGCCCGAGAACGUCCUCCUCUCGAGUCAGGGACAUAUUGUCCUAGUAGAUUUUGGGCUCUGUAAACAGAACGUGACCGAGGAUGAGCGCACACAUACAUUCUGUGGUACGACCGAAUACCUUGCUCCCGAGAUUAUUAAAGGAGAAGGAUAUGGAAAAGCGGUCGAUUGGUGGUCUUUGGGCGUGUUGUUGUACGAGAUGUUGAUGGGCACAUCCCCUUUUGCUGACAGCAGAGCUGAAGGAACUCAUCACAAGAUUUUACAUCAGCCCGUAAUCUUCCCGACCCGAUUGGGGUUGGGUAUCUCUAAAAACGGACCGCCCAAAGGAGAGCUUCAUCCUUCUUCACAGGAUGUUUUGUCUAUUGGGAUCAGUGAGAAUGCUCAAGACUUGAUCCAGAGAUUGCUGGAUAAGGAUCCCAAGACUCGACUUGGCUCUGGAACCAGCAAUGACAACGACGAAGGCACUGUCAGUGGGGUAGCAGCAAUCAAGGCCCAUCCAUUUUUCCAAGGGAUUGAUUUUGUCCGUCUUCAGACACGAGAUGUUACACCACCUUUCCAGCCUCAUGUGGGAAUCACAGGUGAUCUGGAUGUCUCCAACUUUGACACGCAUUUCACAGACCAGACAGCGACGUUGAGCAUGAAGAGUAGUAGCACUAGCCCAAAAGUUAUGUCACCGACUUCUCCUUUACAAUUUCAAAUGGCAGAAUCACCUUCAAAUUCGUCCGUGUUGGUGGAUGGUACUGUCGGUAGCUUCAUGUUACAACAACAACAAAGAGCAGCUAACCAGUACCGACAACAACAGAAGAGAGCUGAUAACAGUACAUUAAACCCGAGUGUGAUGCGUCGUGGUCGACGAAGCAGUAACAGCUGGAGCAGUUAUCGGACCUUGAGCAACGAUUCGCUGUUUUCUCUAAAUGACCAAUCAGGCAGCAUCAGUAAUUCAAUGCAAGCACGAUCACCAUUCCAUCGGCCUAUGACAGCUCACAGGUCUAGGGUGCUUCAACAGCCACAGUCACAGUCACAACAGGAAUACUUUAAAGGCUUUACGUUUGAAGGAGAGAGUAUCUUGGAAACGAUGAAGCGUCAGGAAGAAGAAGCGAUGCUUAAUCACGGUCAUAUCAAUCUGACUAAUACGAGUACAAUGACAUUGUCCCCUCCCAUGUCUGGUUUUGGUCAUCGUCAUCAGCCGAAUCAGCUUUUUUCAGGCGAACCUGGUAGUAUUGAUUCAAUUUUUGGUAGCAUGUAGC